Molecule: messenger RNA, 1794 nt
Organism: Nelumbo nucifera (sacred lotus)
Lineage: Eukaryota; Viridiplantae; Streptophyta; Magnoliopsida; Proteales; Nelumbonaceae
Source: RefSeq, a predicted model, not a curated record
AUGCGCCUUCGGUUAGUAGCCGUUAAUAUUUCCGGGAAUUCAAAUCCAAACAUUUCUCUCCUAACGCGCAGAGGGUUAUCUUCUUUUUCUUCUUCAAAUAUUAACCAUCUGAAACAAAUUCAUGCCAAGUUGAUUAGGAAUUCUGGAAUUCAAGAUGUUCUAACGGCUGGGAAGCUCAUUGCGGAUAUUGCUGUCUCAAAUCCUUCAAACCUCGAAUAUGCUCGAUCAGUUAUGGCCACUCUCGAGUAUCCUCCCAACACAUUCAUGUGGAAUUCCAUGAUCAGGGGCUAUGCGCAUAGUCCCAACCCUAUAGAAGCAAUAUUCUUGUACCGGAAGAUGCUUGAGCAAAGGCACUUGCCCAAUAACUACACCUUCCCCUUUGUUCUCAAGGCAUGUACGCAUCUGAUGGAUCUCAACCUAGGGCUAGGGGUUCAUGGGACCGUAAUCAAGUGUGGGUUUGAGGAUUCCGAUGCCUUUAUCCAAACUUCACUGGUUAACUUCUAUGCUUCCUGUGGGUCCAUAGAGACUGCACGACUGUUGUUUGAUCGAUGCCCUGAAAGAGAUGUUACUUCGUGGAAUGCUCUUAUAAAGGGGUAUGUUAGGAGUAACCGGUACUUGGAUGCAAUCCGUGUGUUUAGGCUGAUGCAAGAUAGGAGAGAUGUUAGGGCUGAUGAAAUUACGCUACUUGGUGUAGCUUUGGCGUGCACUCAACUGGGGGCAUUGGAUAUGGGUAGGUGGGUUCAUGCUUACAUUGACAAGAAUCAUGUCAAACUAAGUGCGAGCCUUGGGACGGCACUCAUUGAUAUGUAUGCAAAGUGUGGGAGCAUCGAUGUUGCAAUGCAUCUGUUUGAGCGGAUGCCUGAGAAGGAUGUGAGAACUUGGAGUGUGAUGAUUGGCGGGCUUGCCGUUCAUGGCCUUGCAUAUGAAGCUCUUGAGCUCUUCUCAGAAAUGCAAAGGUUCGGAAUUAAUCCGGAUUCAGUUACCUUCACUGGUGUCCUGUGCGCCUGCAGUCAUGCAGGCAUGGUGGAGGAGGGGUUGCAAAUUCUAGAUAAAAUGGGUAAGGUGUACAGUGUAGAACCUACAAUCGAGCAUUAUGGUUGCAUUGUGGAUCUUCUGGGUCGUUCUGGGUGUCUCGAGGAGGCAUUGGGUUUGAUUAGAAGAAUUCCAUUAAAACCAGAUGCUGUUUUGUGGGGUGCUCUUCUUGUUGCUUGCAGAUCUCACAACAAUGUGGCGAUGGGAGAAUUGGUAGCAAAAGAGAUGCUCAAGUUGGAUCCUCACCAUUGUGGUGCCCAUGUAUUCUUGUCCAAUGUAUAUGCCUCCACUGGCAGGUGGUCUGAAGUUGAACAGGUGAGGAGCUCGAUGAAAGAACAAGGGAUUAGGAAGCCACCAGGGUCUAGUUUGAUUGAGUUAAAUGGUGAUGUUCAUGAAUUUAUAGCUGGAGACCGUUCUCACCCACAGAUCAACCAAAUUCAUAUGAUGUUGGAUGAGAUUGCCACACUUCUCAGCCUCCAAGGACAUGUACCAGCUACUCGAGGAAUUGCCUUGGAUAUAGAUGAGGAGGAAAAAAAGCUGGCCCUAUCACAACAUAGUGAGAAAUUGGCAGUUGCUUUUGGAUUGAUCAACACAAAGCAAGGGGCUGUGCUUCACAUUGUUAAGAACCUAAGGGUUUGUGAAGAUUGUCAUUCUGCAAUGAAGUUUAUAUCAAAGGUUUUCCAUCGGCUUAUAAUCAUCAGAGAUCGCAGUCGUUUUCACCACUUUAAGGAUGGUUUUUGUUCUUGCAGAGACUACUGGUGA